Molecule: messenger RNA, 1477 nt
Organism: Arabidopsis lyrata subsp. lyrata
Lineage: Eukaryota; Viridiplantae; Streptophyta; Magnoliopsida; Brassicales; Brassicaceae
Product: probable tetraacyldisaccharide 4'-kinase, mitochondrial
Exons: 8
Coding region: 190-1377 (395 amino acids)
Biological process (GO): lipid A biosynthetic process
Molecular function (GO): lipid-A 4'-kinase activity; ATP binding
Source: RefSeq, a predicted model, not a curated record
AUUUGAUAGAUUUUCAUAUACAUCCGACGUUAAUGUAAAACAAAAGAGGAAAAGGGUGAUCUUGCUAAACCGAAAGACUGGAUUUUAACUAAAAACGGUUAAACCAGACUUAAUAAAUCGUCGAACGAAUUUCGGUUUAUGAGCGAAUCGCAAAGUCAGAAUCUCGUACAGUAGUUGCAGAGUAAGUCCAUGGAGAAGCUGAGGAAGGUGGUGAACGAAAUCGCCUACACGCGAGUCCAUACUACUUCCCCUGCUCUUCACCGCUCUCUCGUUCCCAUCCUCACACUCGCUUCUUCUCUAUACUCCGGCGCUCUCCAAAUCCGCCGCUCUCUCUACCGCUUCUCACUCUUGCAGAAAGACCGAUUACCGGUUCCGGUGAUCAGCGUUGGGAAUUUAAGCUGGGGAGGUAAUGGGAAGACGCCAAUGGUGGAAUACAUUUCUCAACUCCUCGUUGAUUCUGGAAUUUCACCUCUUAUUCUCACUCGUGGUUAUGCUGGUGGAGAUGAAGCCAAAAUGCUUGAAAGACAUCUUCGUGGUGGACCGGUAAAGAUUGGUGUUGGUGCAAACCGGGCAGCUACUGCUGCUCUGUUUUUGGAAAAGUAUGGUUGUGUAGAUCCUUCUACUUUAAGGACAUUCUUUGAUCUUCAUGAAAGAGCAGAAGCCAGGACCAUUUCUCAAAAAAUUGGUUCUAUCAUUCUAGAUGAUGGGAUGCAGCAUUUGAGUUUGUCUCGUGAUCUCGAGAUUGUGAUGCUUAACGGGCUGAAUCCGUGGGGAAAUGGUCAUUUGGUUCCCCUUGGUCCUUUACGAGAACCUCUUGUGGCGCUUGAGCGGGCAGAUAUUGCUGUAGUCCACCACGUGGACUUGAUUACUAAACAAAGCCUCAGAGAUAUUGAGAACAUGGUCCAAGGAUUCAAAAAGUCGAUCCCGAUUUUCUACUCCAAGAUGGUGCCCAAUUACUUGUUCGAAGUUAAAAAUGCUAGGUCACAUGUAGCUUUAGAAGCAUUGCGCUGUGCCUCUGUGCUAUGUGUUUCCGCAAUUGGAUCUGCUGACGCAUUCGUCAAGAGCAUCGAGAUGACUGGAGCACAUUAUGUUGAUAGACUUGAUUUCAGUGAUCAUCAUUUAUUUGAAGCACAGGAUGUCGAAACUAUGAGGAGGAGAGCAAAUGGACUAGAGCACAAAUCUAAUUCCAAGCCUAUCAUUGUAGUAACUGAAAAGGAUUAUGAUAGAGACCCCGAGAUCCUCAAAUGUCUGGACUCAUACACAGUCUUAGUGCUAUGCUCUGAGUUGCAAAUAACUCCUAUUAGGGGAACUGAUGUGGAUAGCUUUAAUUCUACACUUAUGAGAGCUCUAGCUGCUAAGUUUUAUGUUUACAGUUAGAUUCAAGGUUAUAUUAUUGCAUUUUGUUAUUGUUUUAUUACUCUUAGGAAUUUGAUGAUGUAUUUAUUUUAUUCUUAGAAGGCAUUGUAUUUUAAAUAAA